Molecule: messenger RNA, 1152 nt
Organism: Candidula unifasciata
Lineage: Eukaryota; Metazoa; Mollusca; Gastropoda; Stylommatophora; Geomitridae
Source: the annotation of a GenBank genome assembly
AUGUUUUUUAGAAGUCACCGAGUUGAUUACUUCAUUUCCAGCUUCACGAAAUUCAUAGCGGGCUCCCUGUUUAUUGUAGGAUGCCUCCUACUGUUGACAGCAUUCAAGUAUUCGACUAGCUCUCACGAAAAAUUGACAAGAUCCGGUGAGAGUCAAAGGUCUUUUGGAAACUUUACAGACACUCAUCUCUCAACGAAUAUAAAGAAUGGAUUACAGAGUAUUAGGACUGUAGAAACUAAAAAUUCAAAAUCUCCAAAUAUUGGUACCAUUAAAACGUGGUAUAAAGAGUACUUUCCAGACAAUCACUUUGGUAAAAAAGUAUCUAUAAUACUGGGCCUCUUUCGCAAGAAAGUGGCACUCCAUGGUAGAAGCUUAAUCAAUCCUCACAAUUUUAAGUAUAUUCACAACGUUCCAAAUGCUUGCAUAGGACGAAAUAUCGAACUGAUAGCGGGUAUACCAACUCAAACAUGGGGACAGUACGGAUCAGUUCCUGCAAAUAAUGCAGUUGUUCUUUUCUUCUUGGGUUCGAAGGAAGACGAAGCUCUCCAGGAAAAGAUCAACUUUGAGGCCUUGAAAUACGGUGAUAUCGUGCAAGAACAUUUUAUUGAUUCCUAUCGUAAUCUGAGCCUUAAAACAGUUGCAAUAAUGAAAUGGGUAAGCAUUUAUUGUGCUGACUCAACAUUUGUACUAAAAGCUGACGACGAUAUGUACAUUAACAUACCCCGAUUAGUAAUGAGGCUCCGUGAACAACUGAAACGUGGACCAGUGUUUAUUCUUGGUGCCGUCCAUUAUAAUACAGAACCCUUUCGGGAUCAGAAAAAUAAAUGGUUUGUAACCUUUGAUGAAUAUCCAGCUAACAUGUUCCCUAACUAUAUGUCUGGAACUGCAUAUGCAAUGACGUCUACGGCUGCUAUCAGAUUAUACGUGGAAUCUCUCUAUGUAAGGAAUCUAUUUCUAGAAGAUGUCUAUCUUACAGGUAUUGUUGCUGACAAAGCAGCCGUCCCCAGAGUAAAGGAAGCCGACUUUACCUGGGGCAAAUUUGAUCCUGAGGGAUGCAACUUCAAAAAUAAAAUAAGCGGACACAAAAACUCACCUGAAGAAAUAAGAAAAAUACACAGAGAAUUAUUUGAUCCCAAUUUAAGAUGUCAUUAG